Messenger RNA from Scedosporium apiospermum, 2175 nucleotides. RefSeq names its product Alcohol oxidase. Bases 1 to 2175 code for a protein of 724 amino acids. NCBI's taxonomy places the organism in Eukaryota, Fungi, Ascomycota, Sordariomycetes, Microascales, Microascaceae. The transcript is spliced from 5 exons. The record is from RefSeq and is a predicted model, not a curated record. Gene Ontology annotation, biological process: secondary metabolite biosynthetic process. Gene Ontology annotation, molecular function: flavin adenine dinucleotide binding; oxidoreductase activity, acting on CH-OH group of donors.
AUGCCCUCUCCAUCGGUCAAGUUGGCCCUCACGGCCCUUUCACUUGUACAAUACGUCGUGGCCGCCCCAGCCCGCGCCGAUUCUGCUGUGAUCAUCAAGCGACAGGCCGAGCUACUUGACGAAUAUGACUUCAUCGUUGCUGGUGCCGGGACCGCCGGUCUCACUGUCGCCGACCGACUCAGCGAGAGCGGCGAAUACAAGGUACUCGUUGUAGAAUAUGGCUAUCUCGAUGGAUCUCACUCCAUCACUGCAAUGGGCCCCGAUGCGCAGCAGCCCGGAAACGUCGACUAUCCUAGCGGCACUCGCAUGUACAACAUCACCUCCCAGCCCCUCGUUCACCUGCACGGCCGAGGAAACCCAGUCGCUUGCGGUAGCGUUGUCGGAGGCAGUUCUGCCGUCAAUGGCAUGUUCUUCGACCGUGGCAGUGCUGAGGACUACGAUGCCUGGGUCCUAUCCGCCGGUGACGAGGCGGACGAGUACGCUCGCGAGUGGGGAUGGGAUAACAUUUACCCCUUCUUCCAGAAGAGUGUUACUUUCCACCCUCCUGACGAGAGGAUGCAAGAAGAGUACGGUAUGACCUACGACAACGCGGCGUAUGGUGGUGAUACUCCUAUUCACUCGAGCUAUGCGCCAUUCCAAUGGCCCACGACUAUUGGUAUUUGGAAAGCCUGGGAGACCAUCGAGGGUGUCGAGUUUCCCAAGGAACAUGCCGACGGCAAUGCCACCGGCGUCUACUGGUGCCCCAAUUCCAUUGACCCUAGCGACCGCACCCGCUCAUACUCGCGCCGCGGCCAUUACAACAACGGCGCCAACAAGCGAACCAACUUCCACCUCCUCCCCGCCCACCGCGUGACCAAGGUCGUCCUCGAAGAAGUCGAGGGUGAUGAGGAACGCCCCUACCGUGCCACUGGCGUUCACAUUGCGCCCCGCGACGGUCCCCUAUGGGAGAGCGGCCCCGUCUUGAUUAAGGCCAAGAGGGAAGUCGUCGUUUCCUCCGGUUCUGUUCAUACUCCUCAAGUUCUACAACGAAGCGGUAUCGGCCACAAAGAUGUGCUCGAAGCCGCCGGUGUCGAGGUCAAAGUCGAACUUCCUGGUGUUGGCUUCAACCUCCAGGACCACGCUCACUACUCCAUCUCGUUCAACUUCACUAAGAACUUCAGUCCUAAUCCCGCCGACCUCGGGACGGACCGCAACUUCUCCGAGCAAGCCCUGGCACAAUGGCGCGAAGACAAGUCCGGCCCCCACUCCGCCAACGUCAACUCCGGAGCAUUCCUACCACUGUCCUUCCUCUCCAACCGCUCAAGUGAGAUCAUCGACGCCUGGCUCGCCCAGGACCCCGCCGAGUACCUUCCCGAAAACACCCACCCGACCGUUGUCGCAGGCUACGAGCAGCAGCGCAAGGUCCAAGCCGAACUAUUCGACUCCAAGAAGUCCGCCGAGCUUGAGUGGCUCUUCUCGGGCCGGUCGAGCUUCAGCAUCAUCAUGAUCAAGAUCACCUCGCGCGGCACUAUUCUCCUGAGUCCCGAGGACGACGGCGAUGCGCAGGGCCACGUCGAGCCGCUCGUUGACUGGCGCACGUGGAGCAACCCCAUCGACGGAAAUAUUACGGUCGAGUUCCUCAAGUUUGCGCGCUGGUUCAUGCAGAGCCCCGCCAUGCAGGAGACUUUUGCUCCCGUUGAGCUUUCGCCCGGUCCUAACAUUGAGACGGACGAGCAGAUCCGUGCUUGGAUCCAGACUCGCAUUAGCCCUAGCAACGGCCACUUGAUCGGCACGGCUGCGCUCGGCCCUAGGAGUCUCGGUGGUGUUGUUGGCCCGGAUCUGUUGGUCCACGGCGUCCAGGGCCUGAGUGUUGCGGAUAACUCUAUCAUGACGACGAUUGUUGGUGCUCAUACCAGCUCUUCUGCCUAUGCCAUUGGCGAGAAGGCUGCCGAUACCAUUCUUCGAAGGGCUAAGAAGAACGGCGAUACUAAGGAGGAGGCUCCUGCUGAGGAGCCUACGGAGGAGGAUGAUGCCUGUGUCGAGGACCCUGAGGAGGAAGCCCCGGUUGAAGACGCCCCCGCCGAGGAAGCUCCUGUAGAGGAAACCCCCGAUGAGGAAGCACCUGUUGAGGAGGAAGCACCCGUUGAGGAGGAAGCACCUGUUGAGGAGGAAGCACCUGUUGAGGAGGAGCCAUGA